GUCCACCGCACUCGCUCAUACGCUUGCAUUCGAGAACCCAGAGACACCGAUCCAAUCGGCAGAGACUAAAGAGAUAGAUACGGCGAAAGGAUACAAUGACUGCCUCAGCGUCUGACGACGCAGCUGCUGGUGGUGGUGGUGGUAAACGACAGAAGACGGCGGGGAACUUCAGCGUCAGGGGGAAGAGGGCGAUUGUCACGGGUGCUGGGUCUGGCAUCAACUUCUCCUUCGCAGCCCUACUCCUCUCCCGCGGCUGCAGCGUCCUUAUCGCGGACAUCGCGCUGCGGCCCGAGGCCAAAGAGCUCGUCGAGAAGUACAGUGCAGGCGGCGACAAGAAGGAGGGAGAGGCGAGGGCCGUGUUCCAGGAGACGGACGUGACGCAGUGGACGCAGCUGGAGCGCAUGUUCGAGGUGGCGCAGAGGGAGUUCGGCGGCGUGGACGUCGUGUGUCCCGGCGCGGGGAUAUAUGAUCCGCACUGGAGCAAUUUUUGGCAUCCACCUGGCUCAGCGAAGAGCAGAGACGCGCUGGACGGGAACCGCUACGCCAGCGUCGACAUCAACAUCACGCAUCCGAUCCGCAGCACGCAGCUCGCCAUCUCGGAGUUCCUCAACCCGUCGUCGACAAGCGGCGAGGGUGGCGAGGAGGAGGAGAAGGCGUCGCCGCAGAACCCGAAGCGCGUGGUCAUCAUCUCGAGCAUAGCGGGCCAGACGUCCAACCUCAACACGCCCAUCUACGUGGCGACGAAGCAUGCGAUGAACGGCUUCAUACGCUCGCUCGCGCCGCUGGAGGCCCGUACCGGGAUCCGCGUCAACGGCGUGGCGCCGGGUGUGAUCAAGACACCUCUGUGGUUCGAGCAUCCUGAGAAGAUGGGGUUCUUGGACGAGAGCAAGGACGAGUGGGCUACGCCCGAGGAGGUCGCCGAGGCCAUGCUGAGGUGCGUCGAGGAUGAGGAUAUGGCGGGCGGGACGAUCCUAGAGGUAGGUGCAAGGCAGACGAGGAAGGUUCAGCAGUUGAAUGAUCCGGGGCCCAGUGGUCCGGGCCAUACGGUUGCGAAUCUAGAAGCGUCAUAUGAGGAGGUUUUUGAAUGGUUGGGAGAAGAGGGGUGGGGUACGAGGAAGAAGUGAUGCUGUUGUUAGUGUGUCAAUCGUGACAUUGCGGGGGUGGGGAGGAUGGAAGCAUCUUAUGGGUUCUGCUGUAGAUGGAUAUAGAGCGACAUCAGCUGCGAGGGCAAUGCGCAUUCAA
Molecule: messenger RNA, 1242 nt
Organism: Aaosphaeria arxii CBS 175.79
Lineage: Eukaryota; Fungi; Ascomycota; Dothideomycetes; Pleosporales
Product: NAD(P)-binding protein
Exons: 3
Coding region: 96-1124 (342 amino acids)
Cellular component (GO): cytoplasm
Molecular function (GO): oxidoreductase activity, acting on the CH-OH group of donors, NAD or NADP as acceptor
Source: RefSeq, a predicted model, not a curated record